UCCAGUCUAGCUUCAGGAGUGCAUGAAUAUAUGAAUAUAAUAUUCAGAUUCUAGUCUACUCGAAAUCCUGAUAGCAGCUAUGCUUCCACAUUCCAUUACAAGUAGUAGCUAGAUAUAUCUAGCUAGCUACAUGUACGUACCACUAUAUCAAGCAAUUAAGAUGUGCAAGCUACUGAUCAGCGUUGUUGUCAGCUUGCUCCUACUAACCACCUCUGGCUCACACGCACAACACGAUGAGGGUGAGACUACCAGUAGUGAAACAUGUACAGUGGAGACUAAAGCAACUCCACCGUGUGCCCGAUCCUUGGAAGAUCUGCGUCAUUCUAUUGAAGAGACAUUCCCUGAGAACUACACCGUCUAUCUGAACUGUAUGUCGUUUGAUGGGGAGGGUGCUCUCAGAACCGCCAUAGCCUCAGGGGAAUUGACGGGAGAUGCUGAUCUGAGAUAUCUGAUUAAGUGUAGAGGGAACGUUCUUGUGGCUCAGUCAACGGCUGGGUUGCUUGACAGGACGAACAUGGAGACUGGGUGUCUGGAGUGUAACAACACCGCCACUCAGUCCUGUGUCAAUGAAUGUGCGCCCGAGUGUGAGAGGUGCUAUGGUACUGUUGGUAAGUGUACGAGGUGUACCGCCUGUACGUCCGGACUGGCUGAGGAGUGUCGCUACGAGAGUGGGCAUACCCUAGAGUGUGCUACCCAGUGUCCCGUGUCCCCUCUCGAUAACACAGUCAGUGCAUUCACCAUCAACCAUGAGGAGUACAACUAUUGUGAGUGUUCUGCCCCGUCAUUUAGAAACUUGAACGAAUACCCGCCUGCAAAUGAGACUGAGGUAGAGUGCGAGGAAGAAGAGGAGGAGCCACUACCCAGCUCAUGUGAUACUCGGUGCAGGCUGGGGAUGGAGCACGAAAGAAACAACAACACUAACACUUGCUUUGCCUGUGGGAUAGCCAACUGUGUGAUGUGUGAACGCAACCCGAACAGAUGCACUAAAUGUUUGCGAGAGACAGUGCUCUAUGUGGGCGAGUGUUUUGCUUGCCCACUUGCCAAAAUUGCUCACGAUGCCAAUAUCCAAGCGGAGAGGGCUCUCGAGGAGACAAAGACCCGCCAUGACAGGAGAAUUGCAAUUGGUGUUUCCCUGGCGUUGGUGGUGGUGCUUGCCAUCGUAUUCUUUGUGAGCAUGUCAUUCUUUGCUCAUCAUCGCUACCCCCACGUCAGUUACCAUGGCAAGAAAAGACACAGAAAACCUCCUACUGGCCUGUCCAACACUUCCGAGGGAAUGAGUGCCGACGAGCGACAUAUCUGGAGGCCACAGCCAACUGUCGCGCUUCGAUAGCCCCAUGGAAACAGCACUUUCAAAAACAAUCACAUGCUAUAAUUAUAGGAGUGCACUCCUGAUAAUUGGAUAUUAUAAUUUUUAUAAUUUUGAGUACCAAGGGCGUAUCGACCGCCGAUACGGUUUUUAUGGGUACUAUAAGUUGUGCGUUUGUUUGUCCUGUGUUUUUAAUGCUGUGAGCAUGAUUGUAGAUUUUGUCAUUAAUUUUGUAUUGUACAUGUACGUAUACCCCUAGCCCUUAAUUACAUUUGAUUUUGCACAUUUAUACAAACCCUUAUUCAUUAUAAUAUUGACGUCUGA
This is a messenger RNA of Halichondria panicea, 1630 nucleotides long. RefSeq lists its product as uncharacterized. The transcript has 7 exons. The coding region runs from base 131 to 1330 and encodes 399 amino acids. The record is from RefSeq and is a predicted model, not a curated record. NCBI's taxonomy places the organism in Eukaryota, Metazoa, Porifera, Demospongiae, Suberitida, Halichondriidae.